UGGUGUCGUAAAUAGACGCGACACGGGAUAACAUGUAUCUUUUCUAAAUUAGUCGAGUUUAUGUCCAGACGUAAAAUUCGCAACUAGCGUCAGUGGGUCUUAUUACAAACGAUGCCUUUCGAAUGUCACGUAUAGUUCAGGGCAUGGUGGAACAGUAUGCACCGUCAUCGUGUCUAGUCCUAGUGGAGAGUAGUGGCUUAAUGGUAAGAGUCGAACCUCAAUGCCUGCUGCAGAAUAAGGAUAAAGCGCUAUGUAAUCAACAUCCUUGUUGGAUUAUAUAGGCGCCAUUUUGUGAUGUUACAUGACUAUUUGGCAAUGCAGCAAAGGUAAUAGUGUAACGUUUUUGUUUCCCUACUGGAAAAUCCAACUAAUACCCAGCUCAGCCAAGCUGGUCCACCAGCUCAGCCAGGUCCCCACCAGCUCGGCCAAGCUGGUCAACCAGCUUUGACCAGCUCAUAGCCAGCUUGAGCUGGAUUUUCCAGUAGGGUUACACGUGUGAUAAUGUAGAAUGCUUUUUAAUAUGUAUAUGACCGUGGUCUUAAUAUAUGUCUUAUUUUUCAGGUAAUGGAAGACGAAGACAAAAUCACAGUUACUUUAACAAUUUUACACAGAGUGCUUGCAACUGUCUUAAUAGACGGAAAGGAGACAUGGAGAAAACUGUUCACAGUCGGAAGUGUUGAAGAACUGAUCAACUCAGUCAAAACUGAGUUGUCUCAACAAGUAUCUGUUGAUCGAAUAUUGAGAUUUGACACAGAUUUUCAAGAAUUCAUUGACACUGAUUUGAAUACAGAACUAAGGGAGUUUGACAAAUUACAAAUAUAUUAUAUUACAAAUAUCACCCAGGCUCCAUUAGAAAGAAGUGUUCAACCAUUACCGGUAAACCAUUAUUGUCUUUUUUUAAAUAAGUAGUCAAAGUAAACAUUGACUUUUUAAUGUUUUGUCAUUUUAUAGUGUCAUUCAACAGAUGCAACCACGACUGGCCAGCUGGCACUGCUCGAGGAAAAGGCCCCUACAGUCCUGAGAGAACAUGAAGAGACAAAGAUGUUGUCCAUUUCAUCAAGAAAGUUACUUGUAAAAGUUGCUGUUAGUGACCUUGUAGAGAAACAUGGAUUCUAUCCAUCUGGUAAGGAAAAGCUGGCACUAGCAAAGGAGAUUGUGCUGUUGUUCCCCUCAUUAAGGAUUUCGGUUCCAUUUGGUCAAAAUGAGGGACAUGAGCAUUUCUUUGAUGGGCCAUCACACAGUGGAUUUAUAGAAAUGAGACUACAGAACAUCAGGGCGGAAGCUUCAACAGAGCCAACGGACCUACAGUUUGAAACGUCGCCAUUGUAAACUGCAACCUUCUUCACCAAGUCUAGAAGAAACAGUGCCAAGUGAGUGGUUGACCCUGAUAAAGAGGAUGCGACCAUCAACAGAGAAUUCAUCAUCAAUAAAGAAUGCAAUUGACCAAACCUUCAGUUAUCGAAGAAAAUGGAUAAUGACAAAAUCGCCAACCGUUAGAGAAAUCUUCAAGGAAUAUCCAAGAUUUCUGGACAUGCCAUCCUUGAUGGAUAUUGAGUUUUCCAAGCUUACAGAUGGGAAAGAAGACAUGUUUAUCAGGAAAUGGGAGGGAACCAUUAUUCCAAAACUCAAGGAAAUAGCAUUGUUGGAGAAGAAAAUGGACAUCAGACAAUUAUUGGAGAAAGCUGACAGUCAAGAUGAUGAUGAGCUGUGUUAUACCAUGUUGAAGGUCCUCAUUCAUCUUCUUCCACCCAUGCCAUCUGGGAGAAGUGCUGCCGGCAGUAAAUGCUGUGUGAAUUCCGCUGUCUCAUACCUGUUGGAGUUUGUGCCGGCUGGUACCAGCGUGAUCUCUUUGCUUACUGAAUCGAUGAAAGGGUCUCUGAAGUCAGGUCAGCCACAGUUGGUUUCCAUCGGUUCUCUCGGACAUGGAGCCCAGUAUGUAAUUGUGGCAAAGAAUGAUUCUUUUGCCCUUCCACUUGAUGUUGACAAUCUCACUUGUGCUGUAGACAGACUUUUCAAAUUCUACUGGCUGUGCAAUCUUCAGUAUCCCUGCCAACUGUCUUCAGUUUUUUCAUUUUUUUAACAUGUAUAUGACCUACCCUUGUCCCAGUCCUCUUGCAAACGAUCAAAGGUUAUGGAAUUGAUUGCGAAAUUGCAGUCUCAUGUCUAAUUGAAACAAGCAUGUAUACCUGUCCAAAGUGUUUUUAAAAAAUCUCUCUUGAAACAAGGUGUUUGAAACUAAUUUGUUGGAAAUAUGUUGUCUGUCUUUGAGCAGGUUUUAAUGUUAAAUUGGUAAGGUUAGCAGGUGAACACCAGGUCAGUACAUGAACUAUACGUGUUAUUUAUCUCGUUUACAAAUGUUCAUUUUAAGUAUUUUUCUAAAUGUGAAAUAAGACGUUGGUAUGUAGGCUGAGAAUUGUUUUUUGCAAUUUACAUUUUGGAAACCAUUUCAGGCAUUGUUCAUUCAACAGUGUUUAACGUGCUGUAUUAAGAUUCAAUGAAUUAUUUUAUAAAAUGCAUGUAAUGUAAUUUAUGUUUAAAGUGCUUGUUUAAUACUGUAAACAAUUCAUACGUAUUUUAACGUAUUUCAAAUAUUUGUUAAAAAAGAACAAAUAAAUAGUA
Molecule: messenger RNA, 2619 nt
Organism: Triplophysa rosa
Lineage: Eukaryota; Metazoa; Chordata; Actinopteri; Cypriniformes; Nemacheilidae
Exons: 6
Coding region: 1397-2080 (227 amino acids)
Source: RefSeq, a predicted model, not a curated record